UCAACGUGCAUAGGAUAUCCGGUGAAAUCCGAAGAAAGCGUUCAGCAGGAGUCGAUUUUCCUCGGGAACUGAUUUUCGAGUUUGAGAUGGAGUCAGGAAAAGUAGAGCUAAAUUUGCAGCGGAGUGUUCACCCCAGAAAAGUAACCCCUGUAUUUACAAUAGAUGGUGACAAUGUGGUCAAAACAAAGGAUGCACUGCAGGUCAAUUUUGGAGUAUAUCAAGAUUCGUCUCUUGGUGCCUCUGUCAUUGUGAAAAGCCCAUAUGUAACUACAGAUCACUGUGAAAUAUUUGGGUCCUUUACACACGGCAGUCAGCAUUAUCAGAUAGAACCCAUAGUGCCACUGUACCGGAAACGCCGUUCAGAUGAAGAAGCGACGUCAGGAGAAUUGCAUUCUGGGUAUAUCAGACACAGAAUUAGAAGACAGUCAAAUCCUUAUGGCGACUUUGCCGGAGAUGAACUACUUCCACCCCCCGACACUUCCGGUUUGAACAGAGGUUAUGAAGUACCGCCAUAUCCAGGUACACAUUACAAUGCAGACGACAACUCGGUUCCAGUAGUUCAACUGCAGAUGUCCAAACCUCAGGAUCGUAUAUUUGGAACAACAACAGAAGAAUAUGAAAGUGAUGUUCUUCUUCCGUCAUCCUCCGACUCAAGGCGCCGGCGACAAACGGACGAAACUUUGUACAUUGAAUACUUGGUUGUUGUUGAUUAUAAAAAUCUAGAAAGAUGGAAGGCAAAGGUGGGAGGAAGUACAGAGGACGAACGAGUUGAUAACGCAUUUGAUGCAAUGCACGAGUAUUACCAGUUUGUUGUUAACGGUAUUGACGUCAGAUUUCGUACAGCUACAGGUAAUGACGGGCCUGAAAUUCGUGUGAAUUUCGCAACUCUUUUGAUAUCAACAGAAGAAGCGACGUCACCUUGGAUAAAGAACAACAUGUUGAGUCCAAAUUCUGUGGACGAUGCCGGUGUCUUACUAGAUUUUGCCACGUGGAAAAACUCUGUCAUACAAUACCUUCCAUCACACGAUCAUGCUGGAUUAUUUACCGGAUUCGACAUUGCAACGCCCUCUUCACGGAAUCCAAUCGGUAUGGGAUAUCUAAAUUCGAUUUGUCACAACACGUGGGCUGUGUCUGAGAUAGAAGAGACGUAUAAUGCCGUAACGAUACAUAUAGCAGCACACGAACUCGGACACAACAUCGGAACCCGUCACGACGGAAACGGAAAUGGCUGUCCAUCAUCGUCACUGUAUCUGAUGGCUCCCCGCUUACCAUUUAUAUAUAACGCAAACAUAAGAACCAACCCGUGGACGUUUUCAUCGUGUUCCCAGAAUUCAAUUAAAACACACAUUGCUGGAUUGGGAAGCGACAAUUGCUUGACAAAUGUCCCAGCAAGGUCCAGUCUAAAUGAAGAUAUGCCCGGUUUACGAUACACCGCAGAUCAACAAUGCAAUAUGACUUACGGGAACGACGCUGUCUUAUGUAGGGAUAAUCUGUACUAUCAGUGGGACUCUAUAUGCUAUGCCAUGCAGUGUAAGAAAAAGGGUGACAACUCCUGCACAGAUCAAAUAUUUCCUUUUGAUGGAACACCAUGUGGUGACAAAAAAUGGUGCCAGUCUGGGGAAUGUGUUUUAUCCGAAGAUGCUCCGUCAUACAACGAGGAAUGCCUAUUUGGGGACGAUCCUAAUGUAGACUGUACUUUACCCGGCUCCUGUGACGAGAGCAACAUAUACAGCAGUAAAGUACGGUGCUGUGGCACGUGCUCUCAAACCACAUCAACGUCUACAUCAACCCCUUCCACUACAACAAGUACAACAGAAACUCCAACAACUUCAAGUACGACUUCUACACCAAGUACGACUUCUACACCAAGUACGACUUCUUCGACCACAAGUACGACGUCUUCAAUUUCUACAUCAAGUACGACUUCUACACCAAGUACGACUUCUACAUCAAGUACGACUCCUUCAACCACAAGUACGACAUCUUCAUCUUCGACAUCAAGUACGACUUCUUUGACCACAAGUACGACGUCUCCAUCUUCCACGCCGAGUUCAACGUCAAAAUCUACCACUUCUUCACAGAUCUCAACAGAACUUACAACCAUUCAACCAACUUUAGAACUUUCGUUUGAACUCCAGACAAUGAUUUCUUUGUUUAUCAGUUCAGCCUUAGUAAUUUGAUUCGGUUUUGUUGUAUAUUGAAUGGUUUAAGACCUCUUUCUUUCGUAAAUUCUGUUAAAUGAAUCAGAUCUUGACGCAAUAAUGUUUAACCCAGAAUUUGCAUGAGACGUAGUUUGUAUCAGCUAAACCAGUAUCCAUAGUUUGGUACCAGUACAGAAGCCGACUUGUCAUUGUUGUGUAAGGCAACUACGCAUGUUGAAGAAAGUCUAUGUGUGAAGUCUAAUUCCGAAAAAAAAUGAUGAAGAGCCCAUAGAUUUUGAUGAGACAGCUAAUGGGUUUAUAAAGAAGGCACGAAUACAUUUUAAAAAUUCAUAGUUAUAUUAAUGAAGCAUUUUUCAGUUGACACAUCUGAAAAGAGUUUCUGUUCAGAAUAAAAGGUUUGAAAAGUAUUUUCCGUAUUUGAGUGAUUUUACAAGUGUGGUAUAGUCAAUUUACAAUUUGCUAAUAGCAAACUCCCACAUCCUAAAUCUGUGACGUCACGGUUUUGUUAGAUACAUCCGGGUAUAAGUCAUACAAU
Molecule: messenger RNA, 2697 nt
Organism: Mercenaria mercenaria
Lineage: Eukaryota; Metazoa; Mollusca; Bivalvia; Venerida; Veneridae
Product: A disintegrin and metalloproteinase with thrombospondin motifs 12-like
Exons: 16
Coding region: 87-2180 (697 amino acids)
Biological process (GO): proteolysis
Molecular function (GO): metalloendopeptidase activity
Source: RefSeq, a predicted model, not a curated record